CAGCCCAGGCUUCGCCGCUCUCGAGACAACAUCAAGGACGACAAUCCGUCCCCUUGACACUCUCUCCUUUGUAAAUUUUCCUUCAACACCACACAACACUAUGGGGGUCGCGAAACUCGAAUUUAACGUCGCCACCGGCCUGUACACGGCGGGCGGAGAGGAGAUCGCUCGCGCCGUCCGUCGUGCCCUGUCACACCCUACCACUGUCGCCUUCGUCAAGCGCGCUGUUGGCAAUGGCGAAGCUGAGGGCGAGCAUGUCGAGAUGCCUGUAUGGGGUAUGGUCCUCUUGGGUGUGAGCUUCUAUGCGGCCAUCAUCGCCAUGAGCCUGUUAUCUUACAUGCUCAAGGAAGUCGUCGCUACACUCUGCAUGGUCGAAACCCCACACGCCGCUAUCACUAUUUCCCCUUCCGAGGAGCCCGCCACCAAAGAUGAGAAGGAGGGCCUCCUCGAGACUGGUCCUACCAUCACCCUCGUCCGCCAAAAGCCCAUUACCUCGAGCAUCCGCAGCACCAUCAAGCAUGUUGUCGCCCACGCUGGCCGCUUCGCUCGCUUCAGGGGCUUCAAGAUCCACGCCUUGUACUCCCUAGUCUUCGCCCUCGCUGUCCACUUCUUCUCGGCCUUUUUCUUCUCACUCUUCCGUCUCCCUGGCCAAGCCAUUCUCGUCAGCGGUCUUGCCGGCGCAACUGUCGCCAACGUACACGCCGCAUGGACCCACAAGGUUGUGUCCAUGCCAUCUGAGGCAACCUUCUGGCAGCGCGUGCCCAGCAAGUCCCACUGGAAGACCCUCGCCCCUGCGGCCGCCGUCUCCACCGCUAUGCCCUACAUCAGCCUGUACCUGACCGGUGGCGUCGCGAUCCUCCUCGGCCUGCACAAGCUCGACCAGGACAACCUCGAGCAGUACACCAAGGGCCAGUGGAUGUGCCUCGCCGUCCGCGUCUUCGCUACCAUUGUCUUUGCCAUCUUCACCACCCUCUUCCUCUGCAUCCCCGCCGUUGUUACCCAGGUCCGCAUCGAGUCCUCCAUCCUGCCCGAGGACCAGGACACCAUUGUCCCCUUCGACCGCACCUUCGGUGGCAAGGUCGUCAGCCAGAUGCUCGGUGGAACCGGCAAGAUCGGCUUCCUUGACGCGUGGCGCAGCUUCAACUGGGAGGCUCGUCGCCGCCUGUUGAAAUUGUACGUCAAGAUCGGUGCGAUCAUGAUGUUCGCCAUGUUCGUUAUCGGCCACGUUCUUGCGUUCGAGGUUUUCGCCGUCAUGGGUCCUCAGCUCGGAGAAUUUCUUGCUAAGGCUAGGCAUGAGGGUUUCGUGCACCAGAACUAGACAUUAUACAUCGUCUUGAUCAGUCUGGCUGUAUGGUUUGGCAUUGAGCGACGGUUCUCUUUUGGUAUGAUUUGAGUGAUGUAUUGCAUGUAAUUGACUAUAUACUCCCUGACUACACAGUCCUUUCUUUGUAUACCACUUCCCCUUCCGUAGAUAGUUGCAAGUUUGAAUGAAAGUGU
Messenger RNA from Macroventuria anomochaeta, 1497 nucleotides. RefSeq lists its product as uncharacterized. The transcript is spliced from 2 exons. NCBI's taxonomy places the organism in Eukaryota, Fungi, Ascomycota, Dothideomycetes, Pleosporales, Didymellaceae. The coding region runs from base 101 to 1318 and encodes 405 amino acids. The record is from RefSeq and is a predicted model, not a curated record.